Molecule: messenger RNA, 3205 nt
Organism: Drosophila simulans
Lineage: Eukaryota; Metazoa; Arthropoda; Insecta; Diptera; Drosophilidae
Exons: 11
Coding region: 59-3202 (1047 amino acids)
Biological process (GO): long-chain fatty-acyl-CoA metabolic process
Cellular component (GO): peroxisome
Molecular function (GO): alcohol-forming very long-chain fatty acyl-CoA reductase (NADP+) activity
Source: RefSeq, a predicted model, not a curated record
GGAAUCACUUUUCAGUUCACUGGCUCGCGACGCGUUCAAGUACCUUACUCGGAACAAAAUGGAUAGUGAGAUACAAGGAUUCUUCAAGAACAAGACCGUGUUCCUUACGGGUGGCACUGGAUUUCUGGGAAAAGUGAUCACUGAGAAACUACUGAGGACCACGGAAGUCAAUCGGAUUUACUCCUUAAUUAGACCUAAGCGUGGAGUUCCCAUCCAGGACCGAAUCACGACCUGGGCGAAGGAUCCGGUGUUUGAGGUGCUCCUAAGGAUGAAGCCAGAUGCCUUGCAGCGGGUUUGUCCCAUAGCGGGCGACUGCCUGGAUCCAGAUCUGGGUAUAAGCCCAUCGGAUCGGCGGAUCCUGACCACCGAGGUGCAGAUUGUAAUUCAUGGAGCCGCCACUGUGCGAUUCGACGAGGCUUUACACCUCUCCCUGGCCAUCAAUGUGCGUGCCACCCGUCUGAUGCUUCAGCUGGCCAAGCAGAUGACCCAGCUGGUGUCCUACGUGCACGUAUCCACUGCCUACUCCAACUGCGUGGUGCACGACAUCGCAGAGCGCUUCUAUCCGGAGCACUUGAACUGCAGUUCGGAUAAGAUCCUGGCCAUGGGUGAACUGGUAAGCAGUAAAUUACUGGACGCGAUGGAACCGAACCUCGUUGGCUCCUUCCCCAACACGUACACCUACACCAAAGCCCUGGCCGAGGAUGUGAUCCUGCGGGAGGCGGGCAACCUGCCAUUGUGCAUCUUCCGACCGGCGAUCAUAAUGUCCACUUACAAGGAGCCCCUGGUUGGAUGGGUGGACAACCUAUUCGGACCACUGGCCCUCUGCUUUGGCGGAGCUCGCGGUAUAAUGCGGGUCACCACGGUGGACCCCACUGCCAAGAUCAGCAUGGUUCCCGCUGACUACUGCGUAAACGUGGCAUUGGCUUGCGCGUGGAAAACGGCGGAGAAAUCCGUACAGAGUGGAAAGGUCACGACGCCCCCCAUUUACGCGUUUGCACCCAGCGAGAAUAACCUCCUGAGCUACGGCAACUUUGUCAAAUCAUCUAUUAUGUAUCGGGACAUCAUACCGCUGACCAAGAUGCUGUGGUAUCCCUUCGUCCUGUGCAUCUCCACCACAUCCCUAUUUCCGCUGGCCGCCUUCUUCCUACACACCCUUCCCGGUUACUUCUUCGAUAUGCUGCUGCGUCUCAAAGGCCGGAAGCCCAUACUCGUGGAUCUAUAUCGGAAGAUUCACAAGAACAUCGCCGUUCUGGGUCCCUUCUCCAGCACCACCUGGAACUUUGACAUGACCAACACAAAGGAGCUAAGGGAAGCGAUGUCCAAGCAGGACCGCAACCUUUACGACUUCGACAUGGCCCAGUUGGAUUGGGAUGACUACUUCAAGGCCGCCAUGUAUGGAAUGCGUCUCUAUAUUGGCAAGGAGAAACCCACCGCGGAGUCCAUUGCCAAGGGUCUGAGGCUGAGGAAGCGCCUGAAGGUCCUGCACUAUGCAUUCGCAUCCUCGCUGGUUUCUUUAGCUGGUUACGUCCUGUAUUCGCUGGCCAGACUUAUCGUAAAAAAUUUGUAUUACUUCGUAAAGCUACUCAGCCAAUCGCGACCAUACCCAAUUGAUUUCCUAUUGAAGUGUGUCUUUAACUCGCAAGCAUCGCAUUGGUGGAAUUCGUUCAGAACGACGCCGAACAAUAUCGUAUCCAGAACGAAAAUGGACGACGGCAUCCAAGGAUUUUAUAAAGACAAGGUGGUGUUCCUAACAGGCGCCACCGGGUUUCUGGGAAAGGUGAUUAUUGAGAAGCUCUUGCGAACGACGGAACUAAAACGUAUCUACGCUAUGAUGAGACCCAAAAGGGGAAAGGAUAUUCAGGAACGUCUUGCCAUAUGGCAGAAGGACCCACUUUUUGAAGUACUGCUAAAGGCAAAGCCAGAUGCACUGAAGCGAAUCUUUGUCAUCGCAGGCGACUGUCUCGACGCCGAUCUGGGCAUCAAUAGGUCAGAUCGCCAGCUCCUAGUUUCUGAGGUACAGAUAGUCAUCCAUGGAGCAGCCACGGUGCGUUUCAAUGAGCCACUUCAUGUGGCACUGGCCAUCAAUACACGUGCCACCAGACUGAUGCUCCAGUUGGCCAAGGAGAUGCAGCACCUGGAGGCCUAUUUGCACAUUUCAACGGCGUUCUCCAACUGCGUUAUUUUUCGCAUCGAGGAGAAAUUCUAUCCCGAACACCUGACCUGCGACUCAAACUCGGUUCUGGCCAUGAGUGAGCUACUGAGUGACCAAAUGAUGGACAAGCUGACGCCCACUCUAGUUGGGGACUUUCCCAACACCUACACCUACACCAAAGCCCUGGCGGAGGAUGUAGUCCUACGGGAGUCCGGCGAUCUUCCCCUGAGUGUCUUCCGACCAUCAGUCAUAAUUGCGACCCAUGAGGAGCCUGUUUCCGGUUGGAUCGAUAAUCUCUACGGACCCAUUGCUCUCAUUUACGGCGUGGGCCAUGGAGUCCUCCGCCUGACCACCUUCGACAAAGAUGGCCUUGCCAGCCUGGUGCCCGUGGACUACUGUGCAAACGCGGCUCUGGCUAGCAUAUGGCAAACAUCCAAAGAGAAGUCCCAACGAAAUGCCAGAUCCCAGCCCGCCAUCUACACCUUAGCUCCCAGUGAAAAUAAUCUACUAGUCAACAAGGACUUCAUAAACCACUCACUGAUCGUCCGGAAGGAUUUUCCAAUUACCAAGAUGAUAUGGUACCCGUUCAUGCACAGCAUCUCAAAUCCACGACUUUUCCCCUUUGCCGCCUUCUUCUAUCACACUUUACCAGGCUAUUUCUAUGAUCUAGCCCUGCGACUCACGGGAAGAAAGCCUCGUCUGGUGAAGCUGUACAGAAGUAUACAUGCCAACAUUGCGGUACUAGAGCACUUUUUGCACAACAGUUGGCACUUUGAGACGAAGAGCACGGAUCGGCUGAGAGUGAUGAUGUCUCCGGAGGAUCGGCGAUUGUACAACUUCGAUAUGGAGGCUCUGGACUGGAAAAAGUACUUCCGGAAGGCACUCUUCGGCAUGCGACUUUACCUGGCCAAGGAACCUCCAACGCGGGAAUCUCUCGAACAGGGUCGGCGACUCUUUUAUCGAUUGAAGAUCCUGCACUACAGCCUUGUGACCUUACUCUGCGUCAUAGCUGGAACCCUAUUGUGGACUCUUGUCAGAUUGUUUAUUUAAUCU